UAAUUUGGUUGCUUUCCUUCUAAACAAAAGUUGACAGGUGUUAAUAUGGGUGAUAGUUGUCCCGCGCGAAUACGUGGUCAAACAACCAGGUUCUUUACUUAACAGCGUUGCCCAAAAUGUCGACCUUAAAAUCUUCCGAUCACACCAUCUCAUUGUCAUCGAUCGAUCUUCUCCGAUUUCAGUCUCAAAAACACAAAUGGAGAUUCAGCAAUCAAUCACUAACCAAACUCAGGUCUCAAUCAAACUCGCAAGUCAUCUCCUUUCCAAGAUAUCCGUCAACUCAAACACUGUAUUUUCUCCCCUUUCCAUCCAUGUCCUCCUCAGCCUAGUCGCCGCCGGUUCCAAUGGUGAAACACUCGAUCAGUUUCUCACUUUUCUCAAAACAAACUCCAUCGACGACCUCAACUCCCUUUCUUCGCAUAUCGUGUCCUCCAUCUUCGCCGACGGUAGCCCAAGUGGUGGCCCUCGUUUAUCCCUCGCAAACGGUGUUUGGGUUGAGCAAACCCUUUCUCUUAAACCUUCUUUCAAACAGGUGGUGGACACUGUUUACAACGCCGCUUCUAAUCAAGUCGAUUUCCAGACCAAGGCUAUUGAGGUUGUCGAUGAAGUGAAUCUGUGGGCGGAAAAGCAGACCGGUGGCCUGAUCAAAAAGCUCCUUCCUUCAGACGCCGUUGACAACACCACGAAGCUCGUCUUAGCAAACGCAGUCUAUUUCAAGGGAGCUUGGAAGGCGAAGUUCGAUCCAUCAGAAACAAAAGACCACGACUUCCAUCUCAUCGAUGGGAGCAAAGUUGAAGUACCCUUCAUGACCACCAUGAAAAAGCAAUUUGUAGGUUCCUUCGAUGGUUUCAAAGUCUGUAGUCUUCCGUAUUUACAGGGAGAAGAUAAACGCCGUUUCUCAAUGUACUUGCUACUCCCAGAUGAAAAGGAUGGGAUCCCAUCUUUGUUACAGAAAAUGGGUUCUGAAUCUGACUUCUUGGAUCGUCAUAUUCCACGCCGAAAAGUAAUCGGACAGUUUUUAAUCCCGAAAUUCAAGAUCUCUUAUGGGUUUGAAGCAUCUGAGAUGUUGAAGGAACUAGGUCUGGUAUUGCCAUUCACCGGUGGAGGGAUGACUGGAAUGGUGGAAGCCUCAUCCUCCAUGGGUAGAAACUUGUGUGUUUCAAGUAUUCAUCAUAAAGCGUUUGUGGAGGUGAAUGAAGAAGGUACGGAAGCUGCAGCAGCGACUGUAGGUGGUGUGAUGCUCAUGUCGCUGAUAACUUAUGAGAAGGUGGACUUUGUGGCUGAUCAUCCGUUCUUGUUUGUGAUUAGAGAAGAUGAAAGUGGAGUUGUGUUGUUUAUUGGACAGGUGGUUGACCCUCGUGAUGCUUGA
Messenger RNA from Lactuca virosa, 1369 nucleotides. The record is from the annotation of a GenBank genome assembly. NCBI's taxonomy places the organism in Eukaryota, Viridiplantae, Streptophyta, Magnoliopsida, Asterales, Asteraceae.